This is a messenger RNA of Botrytis byssoidea, 648 nucleotides long. RefSeq lists its product as uncharacterized. The record is from RefSeq and is a predicted model, not a curated record. The coding region runs from base 1 to 648 and encodes 215 amino acids. The transcript is spliced from 2 exons. NCBI's taxonomy places the organism in Eukaryota, Fungi, Ascomycota, Leotiomycetes, Helotiales, Sclerotiniaceae.
AUGGGAAUUCUCAAUUCGAAUCCGCAGCUCGCGUUCACGACGUCAACUUUCAUUCUUUUGCUUCUCUCUAUUCUUGCUGUUAUCCUCCAUACAUCGGUCUUGAUCUCUACUGCUUGGGGCUCAUUAGCUGUAACUGAAACCCUCCAUUUCGGCCACAAAGAUUUCGGCAUCUAUGUUCUUCCAGAGCACCUCGACGCAUCUAGUUCUAAGUUGGCACUAGUAUCUAGCAUUAUUUCUCUCGUUACAUCUACAGAUUGUCUUGCAUUUUCCACGGGAUACUGGACCAAGAAUAAACAAACUUACCAAUUCUCUCCUAUUUCGAUCCUUAGAUUGACUCUGCUAUUCAAUACACUGCUAUGCUUCGUCGCAGUAACCUAUCUCCACAUCUCAUACAUCCGAUCCGCAACAUACAAUCCGGAGCGCAGUCAUCGUGGACACUAUCAUGAAGGAACGUUCGAUGUUGAAGCUUGGACGUGUCAGGUUGUGAGGUAUUCGGAUGUAUACUCGGAUAGUAUGUGUAGGGAUGCGAGAGCUGGACGGGUGGUGCAGGUUCUGAUUUUUGUGGUUGCACUUGUGGCGAUGUGGGUUGGACGGUGGGAAUUGAGAGAGGGGGGAGGGCUGGAAGGGGGAGCGGCUUGGUUUGGAUAA